Molecule: messenger RNA, 871 nt
Organism: Condylostylus longicornis
Lineage: Eukaryota; Metazoa; Arthropoda; Insecta; Diptera; Dolichopodidae
Product: integrator complex subunit 12-like
Exons: 4
Coding region: 140-805 (221 amino acids)
Source: RefSeq, a predicted model, not a curated record
UUUAAUUAAAAAAUCUGAUUUUUUAACUUUCGUAUUGCGUCUAAAUAAGUAAAUACUGUGGAUUAAAUUUUUUUCUAGGGGUUUCAAUUGAUAAUUCAACAUUAAAAGUUAUAUAGAAAAUUAACCAGUAAAAAUUAAUAUGGCUGAGGUAGACCCUAUUAUUAAGAUGUCUCUUAAAUUACUGCAUUCAAAUGCCCCGGAUUCUGCCGAAAAGCUUAGAAUUACUUUGGACGAAAUAAUUAAGCAACGGUUUGGAUAUUCAAAGACAUUGAUUAACACAUUGAAUAAGAAAUUCCUUACCGAAGAAACAACAUUCCCUAGGACCAUUAAACAAACAGAAAAAGUUGAUUCGCCAGGUAUUCCUGAAGAAACUAUUAGCAUACAUUCUGAAGAGGAAAAUCUUACAGAAUUCGGAGAUUUAGUUUGCGUGCUUUGUGGUGCAAUGGUUUUAACUGCGGGGAAUCGCUUAGUUGAAUGUAACACUUGUCAAAAAUUGUACCAUCAGGAAUGUCACAAACCAAAUAUCACUGACGCAGAUGCGAACGAUGAAGACUGGUGUUGUAGUUCAUGUAACAAAAUUGUUCCAGUUGAAACAAAUUUUCCAAUUUCAACACCAUCAUCUUCUGCUUCUUCCUCACCGUAUCAUCGUACCCAAGAUUCAUCUCCAACUCAUAGCAAAAGUUCAAAGGGAAAAUCUUCUAAAGAUGUGUCUUCAACCGCGAGCAGAUCAAAAAACUCUAGUUCCCCAUCUUUUACAUCUAACUCAGAAAAGACGCACAAGAAAAGAUCAAAAAAUAAGAAAUAAGUACACACAAAAUAAAAUUAUUUUUCACUAUUUAAAAACUUGUAUUUUGACUUCAUUUACAUAAAU